AUGAAUGGUAAUCAUAUGACUACAAUGAUUACUUUAAUUUGUAUUGAAUUCAUAACAAGCAAGUCAGUCAAAACUAUUGGAACAACCCCAUGGUACAUGCAAAAAGAACACUUGAUUCAUCGAUUUCAUAACAGAGAACCAACAACUGAUAAUAAAAAAUUAAGUUCAAUCAGAGUUCAUGAUGAAGAAGUUCCUGUUGUUCCAAUGUCUGUUGCUGUCCUCAUUGAUCCAGAGUUGGCCUCUGAGCAUGCGGAUGCUAGUGAUAAAACAGAAUAUGUUCAUAGUUUUUGA
Molecule: messenger RNA, 291 nt
Organism: Schistosoma turkestanicum
Lineage: Eukaryota; Metazoa; Platyhelminthes; Trematoda; Strigeidida; Schistosomatidae
Source: the annotation of a GenBank genome assembly